This is a messenger RNA of Trichobilharzia szidati, 359 nucleotides long. NCBI's taxonomy places the organism in Eukaryota, Metazoa, Platyhelminthes, Trematoda, Strigeidida, Schistosomatidae. The record is from the annotation of a GenBank genome assembly.
CACAAUGUUCUUGGCCAAUCACACUCAAUGGAGUAACAGAUUUUCUCCUUCCACUUGAUUUAUAUACAUGUACUUAUCAUUUUGAAGAGUUUUAUGGUGCUGCUCAUCAAGGCAGAAAAAUGAGAUGGGCACAUAGUUAUUCAACAGCAGAAAUUCAAUUACUUUUUACCGACAAAGCCUAUCAGAUUCAAGCUCCAGCUAUUCAUGCUGCUAUUCUACUGUACUUCGAUCAUGUUGAUUCAGAUCGUAUAACAGUGAAAGAUUUACAAUUAGGUUUACAAUUAACAGUGUCUGGUGGUAGGAAUACUACUACUACUGUUGGUAGUGGAAACAAUCCUGCAACUCACCAUGGGUCGUGA